ACUGUAUGCCAGCACAGUCCGUCUGGGUGUUGGCCCGCUUUGCCUAGAGGCGCGCAGGCUGCAAGUGGUCGCUCUUGCUGUAUGAUACUGCAUUUAUUGCCACAUAUAGCGUAGGCCACGCCUGUUACGCGCGACUGGUGCCAGGCAGGGCGUUCAUACCCAGGAGCUGCUGCGCCUGAAUGGCACAACUCCGAAGAUUGCUAUCUUGCUUUCAGCCUUCUAGUGACAUCGGUCAACGUCCAGGCCAGAGGCCAGAGCACGAUGGGAAUGGUUCCCGGACAGGAGACCGAGCCAGCACAACACGAAACUUACAGCCGGCACUGCAGCAGGUCCCUUGUAAAGGACCAGGGGCAGGCCCUUUGCAGGCGGCAGCUCGCUCGCCCAACGGACCCCAACGGCCAUGCGAACACUCGAGUGCCGGUUUCGCUGCGCGCGACUGCGUGGCGGUCCAUGCAUGCAACAUGGAGCAAAUAUUGAUUUCUCAAGCUGUCAGGCUGCCUCAGAGCAACGGAGCCGAGGCGGGGCCCGAAACCAAUUGCCUGAAGGCCGGGCGCCAGGACACUUCUCCCGCCAGUGGGCUCGGUCAGUCCUCUCGGCCACGCGUAGGACCACUCAAGGCUGAAGCCAACACGCGAAAUGAUGAAUCGGACUGCACGCCGGGGGGCACGGCGACAACGCUGGACGCCGCCAGUCCGCCGAGCACGCCGUUCGUGCCCUGUCUAUUCCGCUCUACAACGUCAUGUUCGCCUGUGCGUGUUGCGUUUUUUCCAGCACGUCAAUUCCACGUGGCCAUGCACAGCGCCGACGUCCGCGCGUCAGAGUCAGCGGCCUCCUCGGGUGCCAGUGGUUACGGAGCCCAAGCCGAGCACCAGGUCUCGCCUGGCUGCUUCAGCCGUACGCAGCACCAGCAGCACAUGCAGCAGUACCGUACCCUGGCGUCAUCCGCUGUAGUACCGCGGCCACGGAAGGCGCACAGCAGCCUCAGCAGUCGCAGCAAGCACCCGUCCAGCCGCCAGAGGCCACUCAGUAGCCACUUCAGCGCUGAGGCUGAGGCGAGCUCUUAUGAAGCUGCUGCUGGAGCCCAGGCGUGUCCAGCUCUUGCCGUCAACAGCGAGCCACGCCGUAACAGCGACGGCUCCAGCACCGGUGGAGGGAUGCUACUCGGAGUGCCAGUGGCGGUGGCAGCAGUGCCUGAUGCGCAAGUUCCUGCGUGCGUGCACUGCAGCAUAUGUGGCUGCUCGAAUGCCGUCGUCUCCAUCGCCACCGCUGCUGCCACCAUGAGAACGGCGGCCAGGCCGCCGCCGCCGCCGCACCUGCUGCUGCCCGCCCACCACCUGCCUCUGCAGCAGCCUCUGGGCUUCCAGAAGCAGCAGCAGCAGCAGCAGCAGCAGCAGCAGCAGCAGCAGCUGGGGUUACAUGGGGCGUGUGGGCCGCCGCCGGACUCCUCCUGUCUUCACGUUUUGCCGGGUGUCACGCACAGCAGCCAUCAUACCCAGCCUUGCCCGCAAGAACCACAAGCCGCUGGCUGCGGUAGGUGCUGUGCCGCCGCCGCCGCCGCCGCCGCCGCGCUCGGCUGCGGCGUCGCCACCACGGCGGCGGCGGCCGCCAGCAUUACAUUCAGCGCCAACACCAGCAGCAGCCGCGCCUCGAGCUUCGGCGGAGGCAUUACCAGCCCCGCCAUUAACACCACAACUAGCGCCAACAUCAGCUUUCAGCGGAAGAGCGCCUGUGCCGCCCUACGCGGCGGCUCGGUCGCGAUGGGCGCCGCGGGCACGGCAGGCACGGGCUUGAUUGACGCGGGCACGGGCGUGGGGUUGGGCAGCCUGCAGGCGCUGUCCACCGCCGCGCUGCUGCCGCAGGUGCACAGUGGCAGCAGGGCACAACAGCAACAUCAGCAGCAGCUGCAUGCGGUGUGUGUGGGAGCAGCAGCCGGCCCUCCUGGGGGUGGCAGGGCGCUAGCGGGCCCGCCUGCUGCUGCGCUGGCAGCAGGGCGCGUGGACGGCGUGGGCGGCGGUCUCGCAAGCGGGAUGAUGGCUGCAGGGGGGGAGGGCGGUGCCGGUGGCGCGGGGGGCGUGCUAGGCUACAGCCGCAGCAGCUAUCAUCAAUUGGGCGUAAUCGGCAGCAGCAGCGGAAACGUGAGCCUGCAACUACUGCUGCGGCAGCAGUCGCCGUCAGCCUCUCAGCCGCACCUGUACCCGCCAUCUGCGCGCGGCGGCAGGAGCUACCGCCGCGUCGGCACCGGCAGCCUUCCCAGUCCCUUUGACAUGGCUGCCGCCGGCGGGAUGCCGGUGGCAUUGGCCAUGGCUCUGGGCGGUGGCGGCGGGGGCGGUGGCGGGGGCGGGGGCGGGGGCGGCGACGGAGCGGUGGCUGCUGCAUCGGCCGGCUUCGCUCUGUCUGGUGGCGGCCAGCGAAUGCUGCACUGUUUUUCUCCCAGCACCUCCGGCCCCGCAGACGCCAUGGGCCGGCCCUUCGACCUCACCAUGGGCUCCUCCAUGUUCUCCACGGGCUGGGGCGGCGCGUCCGUCUGCGGCGACCCCGGCAGCUACUGCGCCGGCGGUGGCACCUGCGGCGGUGCCGGCGGUGUAGACCAGCAGGAUCGCCGCCUGUGGGCAUCGGCGUCGCCCCGCGGGGCGUUCUCCUCCGCCUUCAUGCACACAGCAGUGCUGCCGGAGUCGGGCAGCUUCGAGGUCUGGGGGCACGAUCGCAGUCUGCUGCCGAGCGCCCUGCAGCCGCGCGCGCCCUGGACCGAGGCCUCGGCUCAUAGGGCCGCCGCCGCACACGCGCUGGCCGGGCUGGUGCCGCUGCCCGCCAUGACGCCGCUGCACCAGCAGCAGCUGCCGCUCCCGCUGCCGGCGCCGGCGGCGGCACCGGUGCCGCUGCCGCUGCCUCUGCCAGUCCUGAUGCCGAUGCCGAUACCGGUCAUGGCGCCAGGUAUGGGCGCGGCUGCUGCCCUUGGUGCGGCUGCGUCAAAGUCAAUGGCGUCUGCUGUGUGCGCCUCGGUCCAGAUGGGCGCGGCGGAAGCUAAUGUGCCCGCGGCCAUCGCCGCUGCCGCACCCGCUGCCCGCGCCGCUGCUGGCGCCCACGCAAGCCCGCAAGAUGCCGACAGCCGUCGCAGCAGUGGGAACCCCACCCCUCGAGGUCUGCAACGCACCCUCAGUGGCAGCACGGUGCAAGCCCGUCAGUCCUUUUUCGGCAUGCCUGCGACGGCCGUGGCGGUGGCGCCCUUGGGUGCAGCAGCUGGCGCCGCCGCCGACAACGGCCACAAGUCGAGCGCGUACCCUUCAUUCGAAAUCAGCCCCAUGUUUGGAGCCGAGAUGUUUGAGGUCGCAAGUUCGCCGCUGCUACAGGGCUUGGCGCAACAACGUUCACCUGCAGGCUCUGCCGCUGGCUUGAGCGGGCGCAAGCGUGCGAUUGGCGGUGCUCCUUAUGCUUGCGGAUACGGCAGCCCAGCCGGCGGCGGCGGCGCCAUGGCGGCGGCGGCGAAGGCUGCCAGGACAGCCGCGGCGGCAGUGGCGGCGGUGCUGGCGGAGGUGCAAACGGACCAGAUCCAGCUGCAUACGCCGGACCUUGAGUCUUGCUGGUCCGACCUGCGUGACCUCACCUUCAUUGGAUCUGGCGCCAGUGGCAACGUGUACGGCGGCACCUGGUGUGGGGUGCCUGUGGCUGUCAAGUUCAUGCUGAGUGGCGACCGCGACGAGCUGCAGCGCCAGCAGCGGGAGGCGGCGCUGUCGCGCAUGGCCUCGCACCCACACCUGGUACAGACGUAUGCUGUGGCCGCCGCGCAGCUGACGCCCGCGCACUUCAAUGCCUCCGCCAGCCCCUCCGAGCUGCAGCACCGCGCCAGCGGCCUCACCAACACCGACCUGCUCGGCACUUUUGCCGUCGGCGGCACGGCAGCAGAGUUGUACGGCACUGGCACGCUGUCACAAACCGUGUCAAUUGAGAUGGGGCGCCAGUCGCAGUCCAUGAUGGGGACGAUGGCGAGCGCGAUAGGGACGGGGCCGCCGCUGUCCGCGAUAGCCGCCGCGGUCGCGCCGGGCCGCGGCACCGGCGGCCCGGAGGAGUCUCCUGCCAAGAAGCGGCUCACGGCGGCUGGGGCGAUGCUGGCAGGGCUCGGGAGCAAGGCGGCGGCAGUGGCCGGGGCCGCGGCAGGGCGAGGCGGCCGGCCCAGCGCAGAGCAGCCGGCACCGGUGGGGACUGUGCUGCAUCCGUCCGGGUACGACCGCCUGUCGCCCGUGUCCCCUGCCGCCGCCGCGUCCAGCGGUGCGGCGGCAAGCGGCCUAGCCAGCGGCUCCCCAGCGGCGGCACUGCCCGCGCUGCGAGGGCUGGGAGCCAUGGGGGCAGUGGGGGCGGCUGCGGCGGCAGGGCAGCUGCAGGCCAGUGGUGGCAGGUCUCCAGCACCCAGCAACCCUAGCGGUGGCAGCUACGCCUGGAGGACGCCGAAUUGCCAUUGCCGCAAUACAGCCUCCUCGAGCCGCGUCUCAGGUGCCGGGGGGUCUUCCGAGGCGACGCCCUUCGCGCCGACGACGACGGUCCCGAGCAGCGCCAUCAGCACCGUGGAUGAGGAGACCGUUGCGGCCCAUAUGGAGACGGGCGCGAGCGCGGCCGGCAAGGGCGUGGCUCGCAGCGAUGACUCUUUUGACCUGGGGGCGGUGGAGCUGCGCGGCUGCGGCCCGCUGGCGUGUGUGCUGCAGAUGUCUGACGUCCUGGCACACAUCGGCGCGCUGCCGGGGCAGGGGCUCACCGUGGUCAUCAUGGAGGUGAUGGACCGCGGCUCGCUGCACCGCUGCAUCCACGGCGGCGGCAUCUUCACUCCCGGCACCUCCGCGCUGGAGAAGCGGCACCGCGUGCGCGGCAUGGUGCGGACGCUGGUGGAGGUGGCCCAGGGCAUGGCGCACCUGCACGCCAGCGGCCUUGUGCAUGGAGACCUCAAGCCAGCCAACGUGCUCCUCAAGAACGCCACACGCGACCUCCGCGGUUUCUCAGCCAAGGUGUCCGACUUCGGCGUGUCUCGGGCCCUGCCCGACGGCAAGUCCGCCACGGUGUCCGCUGAGGAGUGGGGCACCGUCAUCUACACCGCGCCUGAGGUCUUCAACGGCAGCAUCUGCGCGGCCUCCGACGUGUUCUUCUUCGGCGUGCUGACGUGGCACCUGACCACCGGCCGCCUGCCCCACGAGGACCUCAACCCCUUCGCAGUCAUGUUUGCGGUGGCCAAGGGGCAGCUGCAGCUCGAGUGGCCUGCAAACGUGCCGAAGCCACUCCGCAAGCUGGGUGAGCUGUGCAUGACGCACGACCCCUCAGAGCGCCCCACCUUCAACCUGAUCGUGCGGGCGCUCAUGAAGUUGGAGACACGCAUGCGGGAGGUGUCCGCAAGCAGUCCUGUGGCACUCGGGCUGCAGCAACAAGUCCGUAACGGAGGUGGAGGUGAAGGUGGUGGAGUUGGGGGUGGAGGUGGAGGUGCAGGUGGAGGUGGCUCCAUCCGCGCCGCCGCCUGUUGCUCAGCUACGUUGACGGCGGCCACGCUGCACCCCUCCGGACGCAGCUCACGCACUCAGCACUCAAUCUCCACUGGCGUCGCUUAGGGCAACGCACCUUGCCGGCAGCUGCAUCGGGAGCGUGUGCAAGGCCCCCACAGCACACGGCGGCUUCACAGCACGCACGGCAGCCCUACCCAAGCGGCCGGCACGGAUGGCAUGGCAGCUGCUGGGAAGGCCUGGCUGACGGGGCCUGGGUGGCGGGGCGGGCCCGCACGUGUAUCGCAGCCAGGUUGUACCGUGCGAUGGCCACCUCAGGCCUCGCACACUCAUCGUCCAUGUGAACCUGCUCGCAGCAUCGGCUGUCAUUGCCCUUUGCAGUACCGGCAUGCUUGAGUAGAGAAGUUAGUUGCCAUCACGCAUGUAGGUGCCCUUUAAGCAGUUGGGCGCAUCUGCGUCAGUUCUUAACUGAAUGGGGGUUUUGCUUUUCGCCCCGCCGUGCUGUGGACUUUGGAUUGGUGGACGGGCGAUGGGGCUUGCGUUGCCAUUGAUUGAUCUGCCGCACCUG
This is a messenger RNA of Chlamydomonas reinhardtii, 6042 nucleotides long. RefSeq lists its product as uncharacterized. The transcript is spliced from 9 exons. Lineage: Eukaryota; Viridiplantae; Chlorophyta; Chlorophyceae; Chlamydomonadales; Chlamydomonadaceae. The record is from RefSeq and is a predicted model, not a curated record. Gene Ontology annotation, biological process: protein phosphorylation. The coding region runs from base 792 to 5582 and encodes 1596 amino acids. Gene Ontology annotation, molecular function: protein tyrosine kinase activity; ATP binding.